Messenger RNA from Triticum urartu, 852 nucleotides. Its product is annotated as GPI-anchored protein LLG1-like. NCBI's taxonomy places the organism in Eukaryota, Viridiplantae, Streptophyta, Magnoliopsida, Poales, Poaceae. The record is from RefSeq and is a predicted model, not a curated record.
UAGCCGUUCAAAUCCACGCCUAUUUUAAAACACGUCCCCGUUUGUCUCGGGCGCGCGCCGGCGCCAACCUCUGCCCUCCUCCGCGUCCAUCCGUCUCUCCACCGCUUCGUCUCUCCCUGCCUCUCUACGGUGCCACCGUUAACCUCUCCUCACCGCCCUCUGCGCCCAUUGCCUCCCUCUGCCAUCGAUCCCGAGACCGGAAGAGGCGCGCGGCCUGGAGCUAGCGAAGCCUCGGUGGCCAGGGAGGAGGCGGCCACAAAAUCAACAUGGUUCUGGAGCUGGAUAGAGUCCUGAUGCUGCGCGCCGCCGUUCUCGCCGUCGUCACCGGCUUCGCCGCCGCCGGAUUCAUCUCAAAUGACGCGCUCCAGUCGCACUCGCACGGCGGCGCCGGCCGGAGCUUGCUGCAGGCCAAGAAGGAAUGCCCGGUGACCUUCGAGGGGGCCAACUACACCCUCAUCACGAGCAAGUGUAAAGGGCCCCUGUACCAGCCGGCGCUGUGCUGCGCGGCGCUCACGGAGUUCGCGUGCCCCUACGACACCUACAUCAACGACGUCGCCACCAACUGCGCCGCCACCAUGUUCAGCCUCAUCCACCUCUACGGCAAGUACCCGGCGGGGCUCUUCGCCAAUACAUGCAAGGGGGACAACCUGGGGCUCAAAUGCCCUGAGGACGUCCCGCAGGUCCAGCCGGGCGAGGAGGGCAAGAGCUCCGCCGCCGUUGCUACUGCCGCACAGGCGGCACUCGCCGCGGCCAGCGCGGCUGUCAUGUCCCUGCUCAUUGUAAUGUCUUGAUCAGAGCCGGACGGUAGCUGUGUGCGUGUGCUCGUGCGCUGGUUUCUGUUGCAUGCAUGAG